This is a messenger RNA of Pygocentrus nattereri (red-bellied piranha), 3372 nucleotides long. RefSeq names its product solute carrier family 39 member 8 (gene slc39a8). Gene Ontology annotation, biological process: intracellular zinc ion homeostasis; zinc ion import across plasma membrane. The transcript is spliced from 8 exons. Gene Ontology annotation, cellular component: membrane. The record is from RefSeq and is a predicted model, not a curated record. Lineage: Eukaryota; Metazoa; Chordata; Actinopteri; Characiformes; Serrasalmidae. Gene Ontology annotation, molecular function: zinc ion transmembrane transporter activity. The coding region runs from base 414 to 1745 and encodes 443 amino acids.
CCAUGAGAAGGAGGGCCGAUCACAACAAAGAGCCCUUUGACUGGGCAGACUGAGGGAACCGUAUGGCUCCUCGCUGGUAUCAGGAUCCAGAAGCCAACAGACCUGGAGUUUCUGAUCUUUGAACGUCUGUUGAUGCCGUUGAGGAGAGGGAGCGCCCGGGGUGUAAACCUCAAUCUUUAUUGCUUAGACUUUGUUCUGCCCACCACGAGGACAACUUGGCCAUCUGAUAAUUUCCUGAGACGAAAUCAAACAUCAGGACGUCUUAUGUGUUAAUAAGUAAUUAUUCACAUUUUGCUCUGACUCGCUUAAACACCAUAUCAGAGAAGGUUCUCUCACUGGAAGGUUCUUCCUCGCGAGUGUUAUUGAGAACUGCUCUGACUGGAAGUUGUCAGAUCCGACUUGGAGUAAAAACCAUGGGUGAACCUUUCCUUCAAGAUGUCUUACGCUUUUACGGUAGUAACGAUUCACUCUCUACGGCAAAUCUGGAAAACUUUCUGCAGCUCAUCACAUCCAGAAGAGCACCAGCAUCCAUUGACAAUGCUGCAAAUCCACUGAGGAGUGCAGAGUGCUUAUCUCUCUCGGAACUGCUGUCAGUCUAUGGCCUAAAUAAUGUGUCUGAAGUGAGUGUUGAUCAGCUGGAGCUCAUGUGCCCAGCUGUUCUCACUCAGAUCCUGCUACCCUCCUGCCCCUACAUGAGCUCCACUGGCCAGUCCGUUAGCUUGGAAGUUUGGGGUUAUGGCUUCCUGGCUGUGACGUUAAUUAAUUUGGCCUCUCUGUUGGGGUUAUUCCUGGUUCCCUUCACCAAGAAAUCCUACUUUCCAAAAGUGCUAACCUACUUCAUUGGAGUGGCCAUAGGAACCUUAUUCUCCAAUGCUGUUCUACAACUUAUCCCUGAGGCUCUUGGGUUUGAUCCGAAAGCUGAUGACUAUGUGUCGAAUGCAGUUGGGAUUUUUGGGGGGUUCUACCUCCUGUUCUUUACCGAAAGAGUUUUAAAAAUAGUGCUGAAGGCAGACUCAGAGGAUUGCCACAGCCACUUCGCCUCCAUGCAAACCACUGAUGUGACCGCCAGCAACGACAUUGUCAUAAGCAACAUCAGCAAUGAUGUCAUCACAAAUAACAUCAACCAUGAUGUUCUGCCAAACAGCCCCAGGGAGAAGGCAAACAGUCCAACCACAAGUCCUGUUGUGAGCCCAGUCAAUGAACAGGAGGCGUGUGUGUUAUUGGCAUGUCGUUGGCUGCGAGGAGAACGUAUAUCAAACAUAAAAACAAUGGCUUGGAUGAUCACACUGAGUGAUGCCCUUCAUAACUUCAUAGAUGGACUGGCCAUUGGAGCCUCCUUCACACUGUCUCUCCUCAUUGGCUUCAGUACAUCUAUUGCGAUUGUCUGUGAGGAGUUCCCUCAUGAGAUCGGUGACUUUGUGAUUCUCUUGAGCUCCGGUAUGAGUGUGCCUCAGGCUGUGUUCUUUAACCUGCUGUCGGCUAUGUGCUGUUAUCUGGGCUUGGUGCUGGGUAUCCUUCUGGGAAGCAGCUUCGCUCCAAAUGUCAUCUUUGCCAUUGCUGGUGGAAUGUUCCUUUAUAUCUCUCUGACAGAUAUGUUUGCAGAGAUGAACGGUAUAAUGAUGGCACACACCAAAGGCUCCAGAGAGAAAGUCAUAUUCUUCCUUUUCCAAAAUGGCGGUCUGCUAACUGGAUUUACAAUCAUCCUUCUCAUCACAAUGUUUGCUGGAGACAUCAAUCUAGGAUGAAAGAAAAGAGAACGGCAGUUUAUAGAGAACUGUAUAGAGAACAAAGAACAUCAGUUUAUUCUUCGCUGACAGGGAGCAAUGGUUUGACACCAACAGUGCAAAGGAAUUCAUGCAAAGACUUAAUCAUUUUUAAACUACUGACUUGAGCUCUUUUUCUGUUGAACAAAAAUCACAAUCAUGUAGCCUCCAAAGUGAAACUUUGUACUUUUUUUUUUUUUUUUUUUUUACAAAGGCAUUGUAAAUUUUCACUGGCAGUCUAAUUUGAGUGCAUGGUGAUCCGUUUGUGUAUGUGUCUGAUGGAAACAAUGUACUACUGUAUGUGUACAGUAUACUACAGUAUACUACUGUUAGUGUCAACCUGGCACAGCAUUUAAACUCUGUUAUGAGCUUCACUGAAACUGGCUGAGCCAGAAUAAGAAAUAUGUACAUUUUUAAUCAAUAAGGUUCUUUGGUCUAAGAAUUUGUGUUAUGGAUAAAUAUUAAAUGUUACUCGUGCUGUUCCUCCAGGUACCUCUCAACAAAGCUUUUAAAAGUGUGUUGCAGUGACAUACCAGUGAUAUUAGGGACAUUGUUGUAGUAUAAAACAGCAUUAAAAUAUUUUGUGUUUGAAUGUUCAAAUACACAACGUAAUUUAUUAUUAACAACAGGAAAAAAAUGCUAGUUUGAUACCAAACUAUAUAGCCUGUUAACAGUAGGCUGUGGUUACCAAGGAACAUAAAAGAUUACACUGUAAACAGAAAUAUGAUAACCUGGCACAUCAAUAAGCUACAGCAGUGGUGUAACUGUCUUAUAGUCCCUCUGAUGUUAAAUUAACUUUGUAUGAAUACAAAAAUGUCUGUUUGCCCCUCUUGUCCCCCCCAGUAAUGACGUCACUGGGCUACAGAAUUGAGUUGUUUUUGUGGUGGUAUGUUUGUGCGUCAACUUACGCCAGGCCUCUGACUCAGGACUCUUGACUCAGUUAACAACCUAGUUCACCAAAUACGCUUAAAAACAACAGGCAUUCAAGCUUUAAUCCGAGGAGUUAUUGUUCCUGUUCCUUAUGGUGUAUUUUACUGGAACCAGUUAGUGAAUGAGCUGCACUUCCCCUCAAAUUUAUGUAAUCUGAUAUAACAAUAUAUGUACCGUAUAAAGUAUGACAAAGAACAUUGUUUAUCUAGGCUAAAAAGAUUGGAAUCGAAACGGCUCCUUUUUCAUCACUUAUUUUUUCGAUUCUGUGGAAAGAUAUGGACAGAUUAGUAAUUCAUCGUAUUGAUUGUUUUUUCUCUGUACCUGGAUUAUAAAGCAAUAUUUUUAAUCUAAUUAUAAUCUUAGCAAAAUUCUAUAUCAUAAAUUGAAAUAUAAUAGAAAAUUUGAUAUUUAUUAUUCUGUAGUAGACCUUUUUCAUUCAACCAAUAGAAAGGCUGCAAAGACUGAGAGUCUUAAUGUAGUUGUUUUAUAUUGUUUGUGUUUAUUCAUUGGCUCUCAGCAUUGUUUUCAUACCUCAUGCUGACGCAAACGAACAAAAAAAAUAUUUAAAACCUGGAAUAAUUCUCUUAAAUCAACUGCUAGAAAAAUUAAGCCUUAGUCUGAUGAUGACUACGAUAUAAUAAAUUCAUUCUCCUUACUCGUGAACACGACUUUUAUUUUG